Messenger RNA from Salvia hispanica, 995 nucleotides. The record is from RefSeq and is a predicted model, not a curated record. NCBI's taxonomy places the organism in Eukaryota, Viridiplantae, Streptophyta, Magnoliopsida, Lamiales, Lamiaceae.
AUGUGCAAGAAAAAAGGCUACGUGUCGAAAAUGCUUAGGGCAGGCAAUGAGAAGGAUGAUGAUGAAGCUGAUACAGUAGGUUGCUGUACGUUAAAAGUUGAAAAUGUGGAACCAGUGCCUCCAAAUAUCUUGAAGUUUGAUUUCCUUGGUAAAGAUUCUAUAAGGUAUCAGAAUGAAGUCGAGGUUGAAGUUGCUGUUUUCAGGGCAAUUCAAGAGUUUCGAAAUAAGAAAAAAGGCGGAGAUGAUAUAUUUGACAAACUUGAUACUAGUAAACUGAAUGCUCAUCUAAAGGAAUUGAUGCCUGGUCUCACUGCUAAGGUCUUCCGUACAUACAAUGCAUCUAUUACAUUGGAUGACAUGUUGAGCAAGGAAACAAAAGGUGGAGAAGUUGCUGAGAAAGUUGUUGUUUAUAACCAUGCAAACAAGGAGGUUGCCAUCAUUUGUAAUCAUCAACGGACUGUCUCGAAGUCCCACAGUGCUCAGAUGACUCGCUUGAAUGAAAAGAUAGACGAACUAAAGAACAUUUUGGAAGAAUUGAGGACAGAUUUGGCUAGGGCCAAAAAGGGGAAGCCCCCCUUGAAGGGUUCUGAUGGGAAAACGAAGAGGAAUCUAAAUCCUGAUGCAUUGGAGAAAAAGAUAUCUCAAACCACAGCAAAGAUUGAAAAAAUGGAAAGAGAUAAGGAUACGAAAGAGGAUCUAAAGACUGUAGCAUUGGGCACGUCAAAGAUCAACUAUCUUGAUCCUAGGAUCACUGUUGCAUGGUGCAAACGCCACGAAGUUCCUAUCGAGAAGAUAUUCAACAAGUCUCUACUGGCGAAAUUCGCAUGGGCAAUGGACGUCGAGCCAAGUUUCAGAUUCUAAAUUUUGUUAGGUGUAUUCCAUAAGCCCCUAGAGAGAGUAUUAACAAGCAUCUGUGACAAGUAAACUAUGUUCAUUACUGCUGAAAAUUAAUUUCAUUGUGUGAUCUCAAUGAAAUUGAGGAACCAUAGCUCCCA